Molecule: messenger RNA, 653 nt
Organism: Sclerotinia trifoliorum
Lineage: Eukaryota; Fungi; Ascomycota; Leotiomycetes; Helotiales; Sclerotiniaceae
Source: the annotation of a GenBank genome assembly
AAAGCAAAGCAACGAAGGCGGCACGGAAUCGUUUAUCAACUAUCAUAAACACUUCUUUCUUUUUACAAAAUAGAUUUAAACCUCUUUCGAAUAAAUAUGACUAAUGUUUUAUCAAAGAAAAAAAAGGACUUCCAAAUCUCGCUAGUACCAAGCGUCAACUUUUUAACUUUUUCGUUCCGCAACUCAGUUUUUCAGGAUCAAGAAGAACAAAUGAAGCAUUCCGUCCUCGAAAUCGAGGGGGCGGUUCUGGUUCCGAAAGAGCCAAGAUCCACAUUCAUUCAUUUCGAUUCUCAUUCCGCACGGAGUAUUCGGAGAAAGAUGUCGGACUUUAUCAAAGUACAUACUCAUCCUCGUUCAUAUUUGGUAUGGACGAGAAGCUGAAUACUCUAGUACAGUGGUCCGUUACAACGUUGGUUGGUGAGACAAAGUAUAUCACGGAUUGUAUCACGGUAGGUCUCACAUACGCAACGCAUUUAGCGCAUUCCAUUGAUCAAGGAAUUCAGCUCAGAGUCCUGAAUAUUAUCAAUGAAGCUGCAAAGUGCAUGAAGCAAGAUCAAUCAGCUGGUACAAAACGAUAAAAUAGUCUAUAAUGUACAAUCUACCUGAGUAUUAUAUCUACUUCGCCAACAUUUAUGCUCUACCUUUCGCCUUAA